Molecule: messenger RNA, 2252 nt
Organism: Dermacentor silvarum
Lineage: Eukaryota; Metazoa; Arthropoda; Arachnida; Ixodida; Ixodidae
Product: gonadotropin-releasing hormone receptor
Exons: 3
Coding region: 323-1531 (402 amino acids)
Biological process (GO): G protein-coupled receptor signaling pathway
Cellular component (GO): membrane
Molecular function (GO): G protein-coupled receptor activity; peptide binding
Source: RefSeq, a predicted model, not a curated record
CGCCGGCAUCAGUCGGUCGCGGUCCGCGUUCGGCGCAUGACGUCUCCGUUUGGAUUACGUGCUCGCCCGCCGCUCGGUUGCCGGUACAACACAACUGAGAAGGCCUACAAGCACAUGGACUCCUCGAUCUCCAGAAUCAACGCUUUUAGCCUGGCCGCAAGAGCACGACUUCGUCGUGAUGCCGUUUGCAGCCGAAUGCUAUUGUGCGAAGCACUCAGAAUGUUACCAAGCACAUAGAACAGCGUCUGCGCGUAAUGUGUUCCAGGUAGACCAAGAACUCUUCAGUGGAUGGAGGUAAACACGGAAUACCCGUCACUUUGUGAUGACUGAAGCAGACGCUUUCAACGCGUCCACAGAAGACCCACCCCACGGCCACGAUGCAGCGGACAACGUCACAGCACUCCUAAACAACGUCACCGAUGCCGUGGCCACGGACGAAAUGAUGGGCCCUCGCUACCACAAGCGGGUCCGCAUAGUGAUCAUCGUCACCAUGAUCAUCCUUUCGGUGGUCGGCAACACGGUCGUCUGCUGCAACCUCCUCGUGAAGCAGCGCCGUCGACGAGUGUCCAAGGCGCGCGUGCUCUUUCUGAACCUGGCCAUAGCGGACCUUCUGGUGGCCUGCAUCACGAUGACGUCGCAAGUAGUGUGGGAAGUGAUGGGCCGGCUGUGGAUCGCGGGCGACGCCUUCUGCCGCUUCUUCAAGUUUCUGCAGACGUUCGCGCUCGUCUCGUCCACCUACAUGCUUGUGGCCAUUGCUAUAGACAGGUACAUCGCCAUCGCCACGCCGCUAGCACCUAGCACGGAUCCGUGGAAGCUAGCUGCCCUGACUUGGUUGACUUCGUGCAUGCCGUCGCUGCCGAACGUUUACGUCUUCCACAGCGUCGAAGUAGCGCCCGGCAAGUGCUUCUGCGCGUCCAUCUUCUACGACCGCGACACGCCGCUCUACCACCGCCAGAUAUACAUGGGGUUCGUGUUCUUCACGGUGUUCGUCGUGCCACUAGUGCUCCUGAUUGCAUUCCACGCCGGAAUACUGUGGGCCAUUUGGAAGCACACUGCGAUCAACCGGCACAUAAGCCCGCAAACCACUUCAUCGCUACCUCGAGCUAAGGUGAAGACGUUGAAGUUGACGGCCGUGGUGUUCGGCGCCUUCCUGGUGACCAACGUGCCCUACAUGGUGCAAGAGGCGAUCCUGGCCUACGGCAACCCGGGCAUCCUGGACGCCAACGUGGUAGCACUCUUCGGCGUGAUAUCGGCUUCUAACAGCGCCAUCAACCCGUACAUCUUCCUUUAUUUCCAGCGGCCACACAGAGACAUUGAGAACGGUGGUGGCUUCUGGCGGACCGCGGCUCGCAUGGUCCGUGAUUCGCUCACAUGUCGCCUGCUAGCCCGGUCCCGCGCAGGCUCUCAGAUGUCCACCGACCCGGAGGACACUUGCAACCCGAUGCGCCAGUCGAAGAUUUCCAUGGCGAGGAGCGGCAACCCGGCAGCUACAGACACUCCGCCGAACAUGAAGAGCCGUGCCACGUGCUGAAGGUGGUGGCCGUACAACGUCGUUUUCCUGUGUCGACGUUCUUGAGAAGUGUGGUUGCCCCGUGGCUAGCGUUCAUUUGAAGCAUGUAAACUUGCGAGUGUGCUCCGAACAGCCGACGAACCGAAAAGAGAGAACUGGUGGCGUAGCCCCUCUCCUCAAUUUCAUCGUCUGGCAGGGAACGUUCAAAGUAAUUCUAAAUUUCUAAACGAACGCAGUGUGGUUCCUGACAACAAAGUACUCCAGAGAAUACCAACUUGGAAGUGGGACAAUUUGCACACUGGAACGUAGUUUGCAAGUUUUCAGGCGGAAAGGAAAACCAGCUCAUUGAGUCGUCGUGUUUUUUCUUUAGUAAGUCGGAAAGGUGUCAGAAGACGGCUCAAGAAAGAAGACAACAGAAGUUGCCGAGGUCGAGGCUUGUACUCGGGAAUGACGCUGGCCCAGAGUUCCCACAACAUUAGUUUGCAUUCCAUCACUGCAUUGCUUUUUUAACCCCUGCUAUAAGCAAAGGGGCGUGAACAGUGUGUUUGCGCUGCGGGUACGCCGUUCAAACCAGUGCACAGCGUGGUCUUCCGGGACGAGAAGUGCGGGCUCAGUACUUGUCUUGGGCGCGAUGCCCUGCGAGAUAUAUGGUUUAAUGUCACAACUCUUCUUGCAGAGACAAAGUAAAGCGAGAGUUGGAAGCAGUGAUUGCUUAUGAGACAUUUUCGUGAUCCUCUUAUUU